This is a messenger RNA of Cannabis sativa, 1952 nucleotides long. Its product is annotated as ATP-dependent DNA helicase pfh1. Lineage: Eukaryota; Viridiplantae; Streptophyta; Magnoliopsida; Rosales; Cannabaceae. The transcript is spliced from 2 exons. Gene Ontology annotation, molecular function: ATP hydrolysis activity; DNA helicase activity. The record is from RefSeq and is a predicted model, not a curated record. Bases 231 to 1832 code for a protein of 533 amino acids. Gene Ontology annotation, biological process: telomere maintenance; DNA repair.
CUCCCCAUGAUCGGGUUCAGUUACAAACCACGUAUAGUGGCAUGAGUUGAGUACUGGCGAAAAAUAAAGAGAAAUCGACGAAGAAUCAAAAGUUCAGUACCAGAGAGAAGACUUCUUCUUCUCUCUUAAUUGCCUGAGCAAAGCAGUUUGGCCUGGAAUUUACGAGUAUUCAAACCCCAGUUUAUCUAAAAUAAAUUUUGAAGACCCAGAAAGGAAUUUCCAAAAAAAAAAUGAUGGGUAUCAGGCUGUUUGCGGCUGCAAUCAUUGUGUAUAGAAAAUUCAGUACCAAAAGUAUUGGGAAAAUCAGUUAUGAGUCUCCCAAAAAGGUGUACAAAAGUAGAAAGAAGAAGAGUUAUGAUGAUAAUAAUAAUAAUAAUAAACCCAAAUGGACUGAUCAACAAGAGAAGAUUAUAGAUGCUGUUAAAAGGCAUAAAUCAGUGUUCAUCACUGGCUCUGCUGGGACUGGAAAGACAUUCUUGCUAAAUCAUAUUAUUAAGUUAUUGAGAAAGCAAUAUAAGCCAUCACAAGUUUUUGUCACUGGCUCUACUGGUGUUGUUGCUUGUGCUAUUAGAGGACAGACUCUUCAUUCUUUUGCAGGUAUUCAUAGCCAAAAGUGUGAUAAAGAAGAUAUGCUUAGGUGUGUCUUAUUAAAUAGGAAGGCUAGUUCAAGGUUUAGGACAGCGAAGGCAUUGGUUAUAGAUGAGAUUAGCAUGGUUGAUGCUCAACUGUUUGAGAAUCUUGAAUUCGUUGCUCGAAAAAUUCGAGGGGAUGAUUCGAGUUGGGGUGGAAUUCAGCUUGUUGUUAGUGGUGAUUUCUUUCAGCUUCCACCAGUUAAAAGCAAAAGGAUUGGUGAUGAUGAUGAUGAUAAACAAUUUGCUUUUGAAGCAGAUUGUUGGGACUCAAGUUUUGCUUUACAAGUUGAACUUACCAAGGUUUAUAGGCAAUCAGAUCCUCAGUUCAUCAAGUUCCUUCAGAAUAUAAGGAUUGGUAAGCUUGGUGAAGAAGAGGAAGAGUACUUUAAACGGUUGCAAUCUUCGGCCGCAAUGGAUUCUAAAGCAAUGCUAGCUGUGCAGGUCUAUCCCAUGAAUAAAGAUGUAAGUAGAGUGAAUGAAGAGAGAAUGAAAAGUUUAGGUGAUGAAGCUUUUGUUUUUAAAGCCAUUGAUAGUGGCAGUGACAUCAAACGUUGCAGGAAACAACUUGAUCAGGCAACCCCUUCUGAGCUUAGUUUGUGUUUAGGUGCCAGGGUAAUGCUGACCAAGAAUUUAAACACUUGGCGUAAUUUUGUGAAUGGUGCCACUGGUGAGAUUGUGGAUUUUUCAAGGAUUGAUGUUGUUGGUGUGGGUGAUGAGGAUAAGGAUGAAGAUGAAGAUAUAGAUACUGACCCAAAUACUGAGGAGAAAGACAUUGCUACAAUAUGUCAGGAUGGGCUACUACCGGUAGUGAAGUUCGACUCGGGGAAAACGAAGGUGAUUGAACCAGUAACAUGGCAGGUUAAAGAUGGAGAUAAUAUUGUUGCAGAAAGAAAGCAGCUGCCUCUCACUUUGGCAUGGGCUACAAGCAUUCACAAGUGUCAAGGGAAGACUAUUGACUUCAUUAAGGCCGAUUUGUCUAAUGCUUUUGAGUACGGUAUGCAUUAUGUAGUCAUGUCUCGUGCCAAAAGCCCCGAAGGACUUUUUGUAACUGGUUUGGAUCCCGCCAAGAUUAAGGCACAUCCGAAGGUACUGCGCUUCCAUGAGAAGAAGCUUGCUUCUGAAAAGAAUGAGAAAUCUGAGGAAGAUAGCACAACUGCACCACUUGCUGUGUCACAUACAAAAUUCCAUUUCUCUCUCUGAGUUUCUACAGAACAGGCCUUAGAACACUUAAUCUUCUUUGUAAAUAUUUUACUUGUUUCCCUUUUUCAAAUCUGUAAAUAGUAAAUACAGAACAAAAUGAAUUUCUUUAUUUCUUUCAAA